AUGUCCUUCUUCGACUUUGUGUCGCCCUUAACGAUGCACCACUUGACCACCGCAUCAUCGAGCUCGGCGUCGACGUCGACCAGCAGCGCAUCCACAGCCAGCUCGCCCUCGACCUCGUCCCAGUCGAGCUACACCUCGACCGAGUCGCACCUGCAGCCGCCCUUCUCUUCUGCCCCCGUCGACUCGCCCACCACGUCCGCCUUCUUCGACUCGCGCUCGCCGUCUCCACCACCGACGUUCGAGUCGUUCGCUGCCCCUCCUCCUCCUGCCGCCGCACAUGCACGCCCUCCAGCCCCAAUCUCGCCUCCUCCUCCAACCUCGUUCGCCCAGGCUCAAGCAGCCAUGGCAGCGAACAACUCGACGCACUCUCAGAACCUGAUCGGCCACGUCCUCGACAACUCGUCUCCCGACCGAGUCUCGCACCUCGAGUUUGUCUCGAUCCUCGGAUUGGGCGCGUACGGUGUCGUCUACCUCGCGCGCGACAUUGCUGCUCAGCCUACACCCUACCCUACCUCCCGCGCGCACCCGCAGCUAGGCAACUUGCCGCUGUACGCUGUCAAGUGCCUGAACAAGGUCGGGUUGGACGAGCGCCAGCUCUCGUUCCAGCGGAGAGAGAUCGGGUUGCAUUCCGUCGCGGCGAAACACCCCAACGUCGUCACGAUGCACAACGUCAUCAUCGAGGAGACGUGCAUCUAUGUCGUCCUCCAGUUCUGCGAGGACGGAGACUUGUUCGGCAUGAUUACGGAGCGACAGCGGUACCUCGGCGACGACGACCUCAUUCGCAAGGUCUUCCUCCAGAUCGUCGACGCAGUCGAGUUCUGCCACUCGGCAGGCAUCUACCACCGAGACCUCAAGCCGGAGAACAUCCUCUGCCUCGAGGAUGGCCGACGAGUCGUCCUCGCCGACUUUGGACUCGCGACCCACGAGCGAACGAGCGGUGACUUUGGCUGCGGCAGUACCUUUUACAUGUCGCCCGAAUGCCAAGGCGGUCUCUUCCAGCGCCUCGCGUCCUACUCGACCGCGCACAACGACAUCUGGUCGCUCGGCGUGAUCCUCGUCAACCUAACCUGCGGCCGAAACCCCUGGAAACAAGCCUGUCCGUCCGACGAGACGUUCUGCGCUUACCUCGGCAACCCCGAUUUCCUGCGCUCCAUCUUGCCCAUCUCGGAACACACGAAUCGGAUCCUCAAGCGCAUCUUUGCUCUCAACCCGCAGGCGCGCAUCUCGUUGGCGGAAUUGAGGAGGGAGAUUUCGAGUGUCAAGACGUUCACGAUGAGCGAUGACGAGUUGAGGAACGCGACGAGGGCGACGAAGGAGGCUGCGAGGGCGUUUGCGCAGAGUGGCAAGGCCGCGAGGGAGAAUCACCAGCCGGUCGAGCAGGUCGUCGUUCCUCCGCCCCAGGCCCAGUCGCAGCUGCAGUACGACGAGGAGGAGGUGGAGGAUGUGAUGUACGAGGACGAGUUUGAGGACGCGAUGCAGUUUGAGGAGGAGCAGGUUGCGGUCGAUGUGCGCGAGCAGCAACAGCGGACGCCCUGGACCAAGGCCUUCGUCCCGUCGUCUCCUACGACGCCGACCCAGCCUCACCGCCGCACGCCUCUCACGCCUCCCGCAACGCCCCGCCGCUCCGCCCGCGAAGCCCCAACCCCGAUCGUCCCCCCUCCUCCUCCUCCCGUCUCCUCCCGCCGCAAACGCCCCGAAGCGCCGUCCACGCCCCCUCCCCAGUCGCGCGCGUCGUUCGAGUCGAACCCGGACUGGAUCCGCGACGGCGACGAGUUGUUCCAGACGCCUCCUUCGCCUGUCACGUCUACCCAGCGCCGGCGCUCGCCUCGCUCUGCGGCGCGCCAACUGCCCAACUCGCGCCGGAGAAAGACCUCGGUCGACUCGUCCUCCUCGUCGUCGGGCAACUCGUCUCUCCCUGCGACGCCGACUGGUCCUUCCUACCCCCCGCACGUCACGAAUCAGUACGGUCUCUCGCCGAACAACAAGGUUCGGAUCGCCGGAUCUGCGGACGCCGCCGCUGGUCCAGUCAUGGCCAACUGCGACUCGACCUCUUCGACGCUCUCGGCUGCUACGAAGGCGGCGUACACGGCCUACUACCCGAUCUGGAGCGACGACUGGGCCGACGCGUGUCGCAACCAGCAGGCGAGUUACCGCGUCGAACUCCCGCCGCCGGUCGUGCUCCCAGCCGACAUGGACGACCACGACGAGGCGACGCAGGGACCGUACCAGUUCCCGACACCCCCGACGACGGGGGGGUACUACACCCGCAUCGACCCCGACGAACAUAUGGUUCACUGA
This is a messenger RNA of Rhodotorula toruloides NP11, 2298 nucleotides long. RefSeq names its product protein serine/threonine kinase. Gene Ontology annotation, biological process: autophagosome organization; peptidyl-serine phosphorylation; protein autophosphorylation. The transcript is spliced from 3 exons. The record is from RefSeq and is a predicted model, not a curated record. Bases 1 to 2298 code for a protein of 765 amino acids. Gene Ontology annotation, molecular function: ATP binding; protein serine/threonine kinase activity. NCBI's taxonomy places the organism in Eukaryota, Fungi, Basidiomycota, Microbotryomycetes, Sporidiobolales, Sporidiobolaceae. Gene Ontology annotation, cellular component: autophagosome; cytoplasm.